AGAGCAGUCCUUUGUUCUUAUCAGUAUCUCACAGCCUGUGAAGCCCUCAGUGUGCCUCUGUCCUUUGCCACAAACAUGAGGUUCAAAUUCCCUCUCAUGGCCAUAGGCCUGGAGUUGGCCAUGAUUGUUUUAUUUGGACUAUUUGUUCAGUAUGAAACAGAUCAGAAUAUUCUGCAGCAGCUCAACAUCACCAAGCCAACAGACAUGGGUGGAUUCCUUGAGUUAUAUCCUCUAUUCCAAGAUGUGCAUGUUAUGAUAUUUGUUGGCUUUGGCUUUCUCAUGACCUUCCUGAAGAAAUAUGGCUUCAGCAGUGUGGGUAUCAACCUACUGAUUGCUGCUCUGGGCCUCCAGUGGGGCACUAUUGCACAGGGGAUCCUACACAGCCAUGGACAGAAAAUUAACAUUGGAAUCAAAAACAUGAUAAAUGCAGACUUUAGUACAGCCACAGUUCUGAUUUCUUUUGGAGCUGUCCUGGGAAAAACGAGUCCAGUCCAAAUGCUGAUCAUGACAAUUAUAGAAAUUGCUGUCUUUGCUGGCAAUGAAUAUCUGGUUGGUGAGAUAUUUAUGGCUUCUGAUAUUGGAGCAUCAAUGACUAUCCAUGCCUUCGGGGCUUACUUUGGCUUGGCUGUAGCAGGCGUCUUGUAUCGAUCUGGUCUGAGAAGCGGGCAUGAAAAUGAAGAGUCUGUGUACCACUCGGACUUGUUUGCAAUGAUUGGGACUCUCUUUCUAUGGAUGUUUUGGCCCAGUUUUAAUUCGGCCAUUGCUGAAGCUGGAGACAAACAGUACAGAGCCAUCGUAAAUACAUACUUCUCUCUUGCCGCCUGUGUAAUCACAGCCUAUGCAUUCUCCAGCCUUGUGGAACACCGAGGCAAGCUUGAUAUGGUUCACAUUCAGAAUGCCACCCUUGCUGGAGGAGUUGCUGUGGGCACUUGUGCGGACAUGGCAAUUCGCCCAUUUGGUUCUAUGAUCAUUGGGAGCAUUGCAGGAAUUCUCUCCGUGUUUGGAUACAAAUUCCUGACUCCACUUUUUGCUACUAAACUGAGGAUCCAUGAUACCUGUGGAGUACAUAAUCUGCAUGGUUUACCUGGCAUGAUGGGAGGCCUCGCCGGCAUCGUGGCAGUCGCCAUGGGAGCAUCUGACACGUCUACAAUGGCCAUGCAGGCAGCUGCACUGGGUUCGUCCAUCGGAACAGCAGUUGUUGGAGGUCUGAUUACAGGUUUAAUUCUAAAGUUACCUGUCUGGAGUCAGCCAUCUGAUCAGAACUGCUUUGAUGAUUCUCUCUACUGGGAGGUCCCUAGGUGGAGAGAACAUGACAAUCACGUCCAUGGACUUGGUGACCACAAUCAGUUGGAACCUGAGAUCUAAAUAUCAUUCCUGCACUCCAGUUUCCUUCCCCAUUAUCAAAAGUCAAUAAAUAACCAAA
Messenger RNA from Carlito syrichta (Philippine tarsier), 1423 nucleotides. RefSeq names its product Rh-associated glycoprotein (gene RHAG). The transcript is spliced from 10 exons. The coding region runs from base 76 to 1365 and encodes 429 amino acids. Gene Ontology annotation, cellular component: plasma membrane. Lineage: Eukaryota; Metazoa; Chordata; Mammalia; Primates; Tarsiidae. The record is from RefSeq and is a predicted model, not a curated record. Gene Ontology annotation, biological process: ammonium homeostasis; ammonium transmembrane transport. Gene Ontology annotation, molecular function: ammonium channel activity.